This is a messenger RNA of Malaclemys terrapin pileata, 1785 nucleotides long. RefSeq names its product fumarate hydratase (gene FH). The transcript is spliced from 10 exons. Bases 48 to 1580 code for a protein of 510 amino acids. Gene Ontology annotation, molecular function: fumarate hydratase activity. Lineage: Eukaryota; Metazoa; Chordata; Testudines; Emydidae. Gene Ontology annotation, biological process: malate metabolic process; fumarate metabolic process; tricarboxylic acid cycle. The record is from RefSeq and is a predicted model, not a curated record. Gene Ontology annotation, cellular component: mitochondrion; tricarboxylic acid cycle heteromeric enzyme complex.
GCCCCCUUCCCGGCCCCUGUGUCGCGGCUUCCGUGCUCCCGCUCACCAUGUACUGCUCACUCCGGCCCCUUCAGCGCCUGGGCAGCACGCGGGGGCUCCUCGCGCUCCAGCCGCCGCCGCGCGCCGCUCUCCUGUGCCAGCCUCAGCAGCGGACGCUGCCGCCGCGCGCCGCCGGGAUGGCCAGUCAAGACUCUUUUAGAAUAGAAUAUGAUACCUUUGGUGAACUAAAGGUCCCAAAUGACAAGUAUUAUGGUGCCCAGACUGUGAGAUCUACAAUGAACUUUAAGAUAGGUGGUGUUAGCGAGAGGAUGCCAGUUCAAGUUAUAAGAGCUUUUGGCAUCUUGAAACGAGCAGCUGCUGAAGUAAAUCAGGAUUAUGGUCUUGAUCCGAAGAUUGCUAAUGCCAUUAUAAAGGCAGCAGAUGAGGUAUCUGAAGGUAAAUUAAAUGAUCACUUUCCUUUGGUGGUGUGGCAAACUGGAUCUGGAACACAGACCAACAUGAAUGUAAACGAAGUCAUAAGCAAUAGAGCCAUUGAAAUAAUGGGAGGUAAACUUGGAAGCAAGGAUCCAGUGCAUCCUAAUGAUCAUGUUAAUAAAAGCCAGAGCUCAAAUGAUACGUUCCCAACAGCAAUGCAUAUUGCUGCUGCACAAGAGGUUAAUGAAGUGUUGUUACCUGGACUACAGAAGCUACAAGAUGCACUUGAAGCAAAAUCCAAAGAAUUUUCCCAAAUCAUAAAAAUAGGGCGCACUCAUACACAGGAUGCUGUUCCACUUACUCUUGGGCAGGAAUUCAGUGCUUAUGUGCAACAAAUUAAAUAUGGUGUGGCUAGGAUUAAAUCAGCCAUGCCAAGAGUCUAUGAGCUGGCAGCUGGUGGCACUGCAGUUGGUACAGGAUUAAAUACCAGGAUUGGUUUUGCUGAGAAGGUUGCUGCUAAAGUGUCUUCACUGACAGGCUUGCCUUUCAUCACUGCUCCAAAUAAAUUUGAAGCUCUUGCUGCUCAUGAUGCUCUAGUUGAACUCAGUGGGGCAAUGAACACUGUGGCUUGCAGUCUGAUGAAGAUAGCUAAUGAUAUUCGUUUCUUGGGUUCUGGACCACGCUCUGGUCUAGGGGAACUCAUCCUGCCUGAAAAUGAACCUGGAAGCAGCAUUAUGCCAGGAAAAGUAAACCCUACCCAGUGUGAGGCUGUAACCAUGGUGGCAGCUCAAGUGAUGGGAAAUCAUGUCGCUGUUACAGUGGGAGGCAGCAAUGGACAUUUUGAAUUGAAUGUUUUCAAGCCCAUGAUCAUUAAAAAUGUAUUAAACUCUGCAAGGCUCCUUGGAGAUGUUUCUGUUUCCUUCACUGACAACUGUGUGGUCGGAAUCCAAGCCAACACGGAGAGGAUCAACAAACUAAUGAACGAGUCUUUGAUGUUGGUGACGGCGCUUAAUCCCCACAUAGGAUAUGACAAGGCAGCCAAGAUUGCCAAAACAGCACACAAAGAAGGGACAACACUAAAAGAAGCAGCUAUUAAGCUUGGAUUCCUUACAUCAGAACAAUUUGAUCAGUGGGUGAAGCCUAAAGAUAUGCUAGGUCCUCAGUAAUUUUAACAAGUGUACUUAAAAGGAAAAAAAUUAAAUUGUAUAAAACAAAAUAUUUUGCAGCUCACUUCGUUUUUCAUGGCCACUUAUAUUAUGAUUGAAGUGCUUUUCCAUAUGGGUCAUAAGGUUAUAUGAGGAAAUUGUUCUAAUAUAAUAAAUAUAUGCAAAUAUAAUAAAUAUUCCAAAAAGAUUGAUUCAUCCAACUGCA